Messenger RNA from Talaromyces marneffei, 318 nucleotides. RefSeq lists its product as uncharacterized. Gene Ontology annotation, molecular function: DNA binding; protein dimerization activity. The transcript is spliced from 2 exons. Bases 1 to 318 code for a protein of 105 amino acids. The record is from RefSeq and is a predicted model, not a curated record. Lineage: Eukaryota; Fungi; Ascomycota; Eurotiomycetes; Eurotiales; Trichocomaceae.
AUGACUGCAGAUCCAAGUUCCAGAAAACGUCAAUUGGAUACUCCGCGAGCUAGGAGUCAGCAAAGAGGCAGACUCAGGAAGACUCUUUUCAAAAAGGGCUACACCUACAGUGUCGAGUGUGAUGCUGAUGUUUAUAUGGUGAUCCGGCUGAGAGGCACUGGCCGUAUAUUCACUUUUCAGUCCGACUCUACUGAAGCUUUCAGUCCGUCUCUCCGAGAACUAGAACGCCAUUGGCCCAAGCCACUAAAGACAACCUCAAAGAACUUCAUCAGUCAAAGCGCAGAUUCGAUUGACGAAGCCAAAGCGAUGCCUUCAUGA